Clonostachys rhizophaga is the source of this 987-nucleotide messenger RNA. Lineage: Eukaryota; Fungi; Ascomycota; Sordariomycetes; Hypocreales; Bionectriaceae. The record is from the annotation of a GenBank genome assembly.
AUGUCUCUAUAUGCUGAAGUCCACGCCAAUCCCACCGGCCCAGGAGAUGCCCGCCCAACUGCCCUCCAAAUUGUAAAGGAUAAUGGGCUGGAGGGCAAGCUCGUCGGCAAGGUUGCUGUAAUCACUGGGGUCUCCUCUGGAAUCGGUAUUGAGACGGCUAGAGCCCUUGACGCCACUGGAAUCACGCUGUUCCUAACCGCCAGGGACACAGCCAAGGCUAAGACUGCCUUGGCCGAGUUCUGGAAAGAAGACAGGAUGCACCUGAUCCAAAUGGAUCAAACCUCGCUAGAGAGUGUCCGGAACGGUGCUAAGGAAAUUCUGGCCAAGACCACUCAGGUCAAUAUUCUCAUCGCCAAUGCUGGUGUCAUGGCUGUCCCUGAUCUACAGCUGACAAAGGACGGCUUUGAGACACAAUUCGCGACAAAUCAUUUGUCGCACUUCCUCCUAUUCGAGUUGUUGAAGCCCGCUCUUCUCAAGGCAUCAUCCGCGGAAUUUCAAUCACGCGUCGUUGCUGUUUCCGCCUCAGCACACCGUGUCUCUGGCAUAGCGCCCACUGGGGAUUACAACUAUGAAAAGAGCACAUACGAUGCCUGGGCUGCCUACUCUCGCUCCAAGACUGCCAACAUCUAUAUGGCUAAUGAGAUAGAGCGUCGGUUCGGAUCUCAAGGCAUUCACGGUCUCAGUCUGCACCCUGGAAAUGUCUAUUCGGGCAUUGGGCGAUUCAUCCCAGACGAGGUGAUGGCAGCCGCCGUCAAACCGAUCAUGAACGUUCUGAAGAACACAGAACAAGGUGCCGCUACUACUGUUGUCGCUGCGGUUGGCAAGGAGUGGGAGGGUCGAGGUGGAGUGUAUCUUGCAGAUUGUGCUGAGUCUGAGCGUGGCGAGGAUGACGGCAGUAUUCUUGGCCCUCGCUAUUCAAGUUUUACUUACAACAAGAAGGAGGAAGGUAGGCUCUGGGAAAAUUCUCUGAAGAUGGUUGGAUUGUAA